Molecule: messenger RNA, 1707 nt
Organism: Exaiptasia diaphana
Lineage: Eukaryota; Metazoa; Cnidaria; Anthozoa; Actiniaria; Aiptasiidae
Product: collagen alpha-1(XII) chain
Exons: 12
Coding region: 79-1359 (426 amino acids)
Source: RefSeq, a predicted model, not a curated record
AACUUAUUUGUUAUUUUAGAGAAGAGGCAUGGCUUGAUCAAACUACUGGCAAAGACAGUGAAGACACUAAAGCCAAAGAUGCCACUACCAGAUCUUGUCCGGUCUACAGAAACMUAUCAAAGUCCUGCCAAGAGAGUAUCCAUGCCUAGAGCUGUGAACUCCUCAGUUCAAGAAAAUGGCGAUGAGGGCCUUGAAUACGACAUCCAAAACAAGCUAUUUGGUGGUGAUAGUGAAGACGAAGAAAAAAGUAGCGAUGAGAAAAACGACGAAGAAAGUGACGACGAUUCCAAGCCUCAUCACAAACAUACCCAAKGAGCYACUGACGUUAUUGGAAAACAAUGCAAGGCCAGAGUAGAUAUAGCUUUCCUCCUCGAUGGAUCGAAGCAAGUUGGCAAAGAACAUUUCCACAAAUCCGUCAAGUUUGUGAAGAAGUUAAUCAAGUCCUUCACAGUGUCACGUGACCAGACGCAUAUCUCACUGACUGUGUGUUCGGAACGACCUCAUAUUCUGUUUGAUUUGAAAGCUUUUAAUGAUCACAAGGGCAUGAAAACAGCAAUGCAGUCACUAUCGUAUCCUAAUGGGAAAUUAUUCACAGGCGGUUGCCUCAAAACAAUUCGCACAGGAGUUUUCGAGAACAGUGGUCGACACGACGUUCCCAAAAUCCUUUACUUUAUAAGUGGUGGAAAGUCACGUGAUAAUGUCGAUCUUCCAUCACGAGCGCUAAGAGACAUGGGAGUGCAGGUGUUCUCGCUGGGCAUUGGAGACAAGUAUAAUGGCGURGAGCUGAAAACUAUGUCGACUGCGCCAUACGGUGAUCACGUGAUGGCUACGAAAUACGAGGUUCUCAGUCUACUACGUCCAUAUGUGUCGGCGCAGCUUUGCAGAGGUGCAGGUGGUAAACUAGAAAAGCCUGCAGCUAAGCCUGCAGUUGUGAAAGUUAAGAAGCACGUGGACAAGCCAACCCCUUCGCAAAAGAGUGUAUUUAACGAUACCGGCGAUUCACAAAUAAAAGCCCAAGURCCAAAACUUGAGAAAAAGAAAUCGUCGACUAAGUCUGUCAAAAAGACCGAUCUUAAAAAGGUCAAGGCAAAAAGACGAGCUUUACUAAAAGCAGACAUCAAGAAGAAACUACACUUCUUGCUGUCAAACUUUACUAAAAACCACAACGAAAAAGCAGUUUAUCGAUCAGUAAUUGAAAAUAUCAAUGGUCAUCAYCUAGAUGUAAAUUGUAAAGAUCACCAUGUACUAUGCAAGAGCUGGGGUUCUGAAGGKCUAUGCAACAAGAACUCUAAAUAUGGCAUUGAUUUCAUAUCUGUACAACAUGUUUGCCCAAAGACAUGCGCAGUUUGUUAUUCUUAAUCAGCCAAUCAACGAAGAGAUUUGUCUAUCAAACAAUUUAGCCAAUCAGUGAUAUCAGGGCUGUAUAAGAAAGGUUUAUGAGACAUAUUUAUGUAUUUUGAAGAUAAUCUUUCAAAUGGAAGCUAAGCUUUUGAGCCAAUUAAUGCAUCAGACUUAUAUCCAAGAUAUUUCUUUAUCAAUAAAUGACAUUUUUAAUUUUGACAUAUGACCAUGUAACAAAUAAACCUCUGUUUUACAACCGUUAAAAUACAAAUAUAAUUUGCUAUGCACUCUUAACAAUUCACUGAAAAGUUGGUUCAAAAUCCAGUGUAUGAAUUGRAUGAAUUCAUUUUGUAAAUAAAAACCAAA